UCGGGCCGAGUCACGUGCUCUCCGGCCACCGUGUCCAGUCAUGUGACACGGAUCAUAUGAGUGCGAGGAAGUGGGAGAAGCGAGACAAAUACGUUUGAGAAAGAGGAAGUGAAGGAGAGCGGCUGCGAGGAGCGGUACCGCACCCCGGGGAGACGAUGCUUCCCUUUCUGUUCUGCGCUGUGCUCCUGGGAGCUCUAUCAGUAGAUGCUGCACCUUCUUCCGAUGAGAUCACUUAUCUGCCGGGGCUUAAGAAGCAGCCAUCUUUCCGCCAGUUCUCAGGCUACUUGGACGUGCCUGGAGGAAAGCAUCUCCACUACUGGUUCGUAGAGGCUCAGAAGAAUCCCAGCUCUAGACCCCUGGUCCUGUGGAUGAAUGGCGGUCCUGGCUGUAGCUCUCUGGAUGGACUGCUGACAGAACAUGGACCCUUCAUUAUCCAACCCGAUGGAACAUCGCUGGAAUACAACGACUUCUCUUGGAACAUGAUUGCAAAUGUCUUGUAUCUUGAGGCUCCAGCCGGUGUAGGCUUCUCCUAUGCUGAUGACAAGAACUAUAAGACCAAUGAUACUGAGGUUGCCCAUAAUAACUAUCUGGCCCUGAAGGAAUUUUACAGGCUCUUCCCAGAAUACAGUAAAAGCGAUCUUUUCAUCACAGGGGAGAGCUAUGGAGGGGUUUAUGUCCCAUCGCUGGCUGUGGAAGUCUCCCAAGACGCCAGUAUAAAUCUUAAAGGAAUUGCUGUUGGCAAUGGACUGAGCAGCUACGAGGCUAAUGACAAUUCUCUGGUUUUCUUUGCUUAUUACCAUGGAAUCCUGGGCAGUGACCUUUGGUCUGAAUUGCAGAAAUUCUGCUGUAAAGAGGGAACUUGUCAGUUCUACAACAACCCCGACACUGAGUGCUCCCUGCGGGUGCAGGAGGCCAUGCAUGAUGUAUACAGCAGUGGACUGAACAUCUAUAAUCUGUAUGAGAACUGUCCCGGCGGGGCCCCUGGAGAGAUCCGGGACAAAGGAGAUCACAUAGCUGUCUAUUACCCCGGGCUAAUUUCACCAAAAAUGCAUGUGCACUUUGAGAAAAAGCUGGUUCUUCUCUCCAGCGUAGCGAAGCCUGUUAAAAUGGACCCACCGUGUGUGAACAGUACGGCUUCCAGCACCUACCUAAACGACCCAUUUGUGAGGAAGGCCCUGCAUGUUUCUCCUGAGGUCAACAAAUGGGAGGUGUGCAGUUUUGAUGUCUACCGGAACUAUGGGCGCGUGUACGAGACCAUGAAGGACCAUUACUUAAAGCUGCUCAGCACUCUGAAAUACCGUAUUCUGGUGUAUAAUGGAGAUGUAGACAUGGCCUGCAAUUUCCUGGGUGACGAAUGGUUUGUGGAUUCUCUGCAGCAGAAGCUGCAGGUAAAGCGCCGGCCAUGGCUUUAUCCAGAUGGAGGCCAGCAGCAGAUUGGAGGGUUUGUGAAGGAGUUCUCCAACCUAAGUUUCCUUACAAUCAAGGGAGCGGGUCAUAUGGUGCCUACAGACAAGCCCAGCUCUGCCUUUGUCAUGUUGAGCCGCUUUCUUAACCACGAGCCUUUCUAAAGAGAGAUUGUGACCACACAAUAUUUAUUGGGGUCUACUUCAAGAUCCCGGAGCACGUCGUGUGCAAUCUGCUCUACAACGACUGCGCUUCCUUGACCAAACUCUUGUGUCCUCCUCACCUGUGUGUCUCCUAUGAACGGGUCCUUGUCUCAGGGCGGUUAUUAGCACUGGAAUCCAAUUAUUCUCCAUUUUUCUGAAGGGUGUUUUUAUUUUAUAAAUGAAGAACGUUUUAUCAGAUCUGUGGCCUCAGUCAUCAUCGUGUCCCUCGUGAGACUCCUGCCAUGUGAUCUCGCAUAUUUCCGCUGUAUGUCACACAGUGUGAUUGAUUUAUGCACAACGAAAUGUAUUUUUAUUUUUUUCUGCAAAUCUUCGGUAAACUGAGAUCACUAACUUCAAUAAAAAAUUAUUAAUUUC
Messenger RNA from Bufo gargarizans (Asiatic toad), 1982 nucleotides. It is a transcript of the gene CTSA, whose product is annotated as cathepsin A. The record is from RefSeq and is a predicted model, not a curated record. Gene Ontology annotation, molecular function: serine-type carboxypeptidase activity. NCBI's taxonomy places the organism in Eukaryota, Metazoa, Chordata, Amphibia, Anura, Bufonidae. The transcript has 15 exons. Gene Ontology annotation, biological process: proteolysis. The coding region runs from base 156 to 1568 and encodes 470 amino acids.